UCUGAAAGCCCGGUUCUGUUUGUAAACUUUGCCUGAUAUUCAAUUUUGCCCAAAUUUAAUCUUGCAGUAUAGAAUGAAAAUUCCCUGGCAAAUUGUCAUCUACGUUCCACCUUUCUAUCUCAAGUGAUAAAAACAGUUGUUUUCUUACUUUUUUGCAAAAAUUUUUCCACCAUGGACACGUCGGUAGAAACUGAUAAAGAAUCAGUUCCUGUUGUUUCUGUACGUUUAGUUAGUGCUGAUUAUUACAUGAGCAGUCCCAUUCCUGGAUUGGAUUUUGGAUACUCAACAUAUAGGGGGUUAGAAAUAAAAAAAGUACCAGUUAUUAGGAUUUUUGGUUCAACAUCAACAGGGUAUAAAGUAUGCCUGCAUGUACAUGGGGUGUUUCCAUAUUUAUAUGUCCCUUAUGAUGGAUCAGCUCCACCUGAUAAAAUGGGCCAUCAGAUUGUUAUAGCUCUUGAUAGAGCUGUAAAUAUUUUACAAGGCCAGGUUAACUCAUCGUCUCAUCAUGUUUUCAAGGCUGUACUUGUUAGUGGUAUUCCAAUUUAUGGGUAUCAUGGAAAAGAACACCAACUUUUCAAAUUUUAUUUUUACAAUCCCAACACAAGAAAGCAUUCGUAUGACCUUUUGUUGAAUGGAGUUGUACUGAAAAAAAUUCUCCAACCUUGUGAAGGUCACAUACCUUACAUUCUUCAGUUUCUCAUGGACUUUAAUUUGCAAGGAAUGAAUUUCAUCCACUUGAAAAAAGCAUUCGCACGGCGGAAACCUGAUGACAGUGUCGAGAAUUUAUGUCCAAGUACGGCAGAGCCCGUGAGUUCGUGUGAAAUGGAACUCGAUUGUUUUGCCGGCGAUAUUCUGAAUUCUUUAGAUGUUCAAGACGGAAUCCAAAUGAAUCCCGGGCUGGCCGCCUUGUGGGAAGAAGAAAUAGAGCGUCGAAAGAUAAAAAAUAUCAAUUUAAAAAACAUACAUCCACCUGCUUCACCACCUAGAUCACGUGCUGUGCCAACCUCUAGUCAUGACUUUUACAAAACAAACUUAAGCAAGCAGUUGCGUGAAUGCGCUAGUGAAGCGGGAGAUGUAUCGUUGUCAUUUUGCGAAGUAAAUGAGCAGAUGGAAACAAGCUUAGCAAUUGAAACACCAGAAGGAGUUGAAAAGACGUUGCUGUCAGCUUCGAGUAUUGAUUUCCACGAUUCAGCAGAUAGAAGGAAACCGAUGGCGACUCCUAUCGAAGAAGAAUCUGAUCUGUUGGAUGUUCUCUGCGAUUUGGCUGACGAACACGGAUCUUUUAUCAGUUCACCAUCCAGAAUUCCAAGUUCCAGCAUUGAGGAUAGAGCUGUAGGAUCACAAAAUUCCAGAUCUUCAAGGCUUACUGUUACAACCCCAAUAUUGGAUAUUAUUUCCAGUAGUGAUUCGGUUGAGGAUUUACCUUUUGAUGACGAUAGUAUCUUAGGGACCCAGCAUUCCAGAACUUCUCCGGAUGAUGCGGAUGCAGUGAAUACUGGCAUAAAUGAUCCUACAAGUGAUAGUGACGAAGAACGCGAGACUUUGGAAAUGUCACAGAUAUUUGAAGAAUCAGAUCACGCUGUUGAUUCUUUUCACUGCGGACAGAGUCGGACAAAAGACAUUCGAUUUUCUUCAGCUUCUUACACUCUCGAUCAAAUAAUUGAGCAAGAAGAGCUUGACGAAGAGAGUUCUAGUUCGUCGUUUACUGAACAUUUUCUACCAAAUGUCGAUGGAGCCAAUGAUGACAGUUCGGACGAUGAAUCGAGUGAUUGCGGAGCUUCUAAAAGGAGUAAAAAGGAUACCAAAUAUAAACCUUUGGUAUUUCGGUCGACGAAUUCAACAGCCGGUAGUGUGCAAAAUAAGGCCGGCACCACCCUCAAACUGACGUCACCUUCCUCUAGCUCUCAACGUUUUCCUAGUGCUUCAUUUUUUACAUCGACAAUGCCUCAAGUGAAUAAUUCGAUAAGUAGCGAUACGCAAUCAGAAACCCGUAAUGUGUGCAGCAAAUCAGCUUCGACUAAAAGUCCACAAACGGAAUCCAUUGCAAUGCCAAACAACUGUGAAUAUGCGGAUGCCUUAUACGCAAUGAGCUACUUAAGCCCUCUUCCCCUCGAUGCGCCGGAAUCGCCUCCAAAGCCUGGAACUCCAAUCAAAGAUGCGCGAGUAGCAAUAGGCCCACUGUUGGAAGAUAUUUCAGCUUACGAAAGCGCAAGCGGUGGUAAAAUCAAGUUCAAUUCCAAACGGGUGUUAUUAAAAAGUCUAGAAGAAGAAAUUAGCACUUACCAAAGCCAAAACAAUCGAAAGCUGCGACUGCCACCAAGUAUUUCUUAUCAACAGACUGUCAAGAAACAAACUGGUAGAAAACGAAAGAAAAAAUCGGAUGCGGAUGUGGAAGAGAAAAGGGUGCCACAAAUGGAAGGAGCAUAUCAAGAUGUGAAAAGUUCUUUGAUAGAUACCACCCUAUUGCUUUCACAGAAACUGAAAUCGAGCCAGAAUAUGAGCCAAAUAGAAAGCUCGAUGACAGUUCUAAAGGAGAGAACAGUAUCAGAAAUCCAAUCGCAAGAAUCUGAACAAAUUUCAGAUGGAGAAUCAACUGAAUGUGUAUUGCAAGAAAUCGGGAAAGAAACCGAAGAUGUUAAAGAAGACGAAAUGGCCAGUGAAAAAGUUUAUAGCAGCUGUUCAACGACUGAGGAAGACGAUCAAAAAAUAAUAGCAGAUUCCCAAUGUAAAAACAUGACGAAUGAAACAAAAAAGGACGAAGAUGACAUAAAAGAUGAGGCAUCCGUAAGCGACGCUGAACUAAAUUUCUCCUCUCAAACUCCCAAUAAUUUACAGAUGUCCCAAAUUCCUCCGCCAUCAAGUGAUGACAGUUCUGGAAAUUGCGAAAGAAUAUCUGAGUCAAUGUUUGAAAUUAAAUCUUCUCAUACAACAAUAGUGAAUCCCUCGCGUCCUUCGAGCAGUCUCAUCUAUUCUACCGAUCACUGUGAUUCGUCCAAUUCGACUUGGGACGGUGACAAUAGUGGCGUUCUUCAUGGCAAUGAUGAAACUGACCGACCAGAGACACCACCUACCCCGCUGACAGAAUGUUCAGAGAUCCCACCGCAAGUGCUAAAUCCAGCAACAGCCUAUACUACCGCCACUGACGGCCCAAGUGUGGAGCGGGUGACGUCAACCAUGUCGAUUUACGACAUUCCAUCAAAAGACAAUUGCAAAGCGUUUUGGGGCGAUGCAAAUGACCUGCCGUCCAUAAUCAAAUCAAAAGACAUUCGCCGCCAGUCCGUACUGAUUGGCUCCAAUUUAAUUUGCCACUUGCCAGAAUUCGGAACGACUUCGCAACAGAUUGAUGAGGUGAAUUUAAAUGAGGCAAAUCUUCCGGUCGUUCUGGCGUCACUUACCGACCCUCCAAGUAGACAAUCCGUCGUUCAAUGGUUAAAAGACAAAAAUGCCCGGGAAUCUUCUGAUGUGGCCAGCUCAUCGGAAGUCACAACGAAAAAACGUGAAAGAGCAGAAAAACAAAAAAAUGUUUGUGAUCGAUCUCAGUUAGAAGCGGCAUCUUUAAACAAUAGUUUCGGCUUUCGGGUAUCCUUUGGAAAUUGCCUCGAAGCAAAAGCUGUCCAUCAAUACCAAUAUUUGACCAUUUUGAGCGUGGAACUUCACAUUGAAACGCGGCAAAAUUUGCGACCAGAUCCAGAAUUUGACACUGUUAUGGCUUUGUUCUACACUAUUACAAACGACGUGCCUUUGGAGAGUCCAACACCUGAGAUGGUGACUGGCGUGAUUAUUGUUGACCCCGAAGACGUUCCAGGACCAAACCAGAGGAGCAGGCUUUUGAAUCGCACAGCUAUUGUUAACUUUGAAGUCAUCUCGGUCACUAGCGAAUUUGACUUGUUUCAGGAACUAGCAAAGCUCGUUAACUUUUGGAAUCCCGAUAUCGUGGUUGGCUAUGAGAUUGAAAUGCUGUCUUGGGGCUAUUUACUGCAGCGUGGAACCGUUCUCGGAAUACACGUUCAGAAUCAACUCUCUCGGAUACCGGGAGCAUAUCCAGACCGCCAUGGGGGAAUUCCCGAAGACAUCAUUGAAGGAGGUUAUAUGGUAGAGAAGAAUUCUGACAUCACUAUAGGUGGCCGCAUCGUUCUUAACUUGUGGCGGAUUCUUCGAGUCGAGAUUGCACUCCAAAGUUAUACAUUUGAAAACAUGGUUUUUCAUAUUCUUCAUCGUCGAGUGUCCACUUUUCCAUUUGAAAAACUGACUCGCUGGUGGAAAAGCAAUCAUGACCGAUGGCAAGUAGUUGAGCACUAUGUCUCUCGUGUCCGGGGCAAUAUGGAACUUAUGGAACAAUUAGAUGUUAUCGGCAGAACCAGUGAACUUGCACGUCUCUUCGGCAUUCAGUUUUACGAAGUUUUUACUCGUGGAUCUCAAUAUCGUGUUGAAUCUAUGAUGCUUAGAUUAGCUAAGCCGAAAAAUUUCAUCGCAGUUUCUCCAUCGGUUGUACAGCGUUCAAGAAUGAAAGCCCCUGAAUGGCUUCCGCUGAUCCUGGAACCCGAAUCCAAAUUUUAUACAGAUCCGGUGCUGGUUUUAGAUUUUCAGUCGCUGUACCCUUCGAUGAUUAUUGCAUACAAUUACUGUUAUUCCACAUGUCUGGGCCGAACUCAACUACUGGGCAAAAACGAACCGUUUGAAUUCGGAUGCACUCAGUUACUCGUUCCACCCGCCGUAGUCCGAAAAUUGGUUAAACAAGAUUUAGUAAAUAUAUCACCGGCCGGAGCAGUUUUCGUUAAACCGGAGGUUAGAACAGGCAUCAUACCUCAGAUGUUAAGCGAGAUUCUCAAUACGCGUAUAAUGGUUAAACAAUCUAUGAAAGAAUAUGAAGGCGAUACAACCUUACGUCGGGUGUUUGAGUCACGCCAAUUGGGGCUCAAACUUAUUGCCAACGUUACCUACGGGUACACUUCAGCCAACUUUUCGGGUCGCAUGCCGUGCGUGGAACUGGGUGACAGUGUUGUCAGCAAAGGUCGUGAAACCCUGGAACGGGCAAUUCAUUUAAUCGAGGAGCGAUCGGAAUGGAAAGCGCGUGUGGUUUACGGUGACACGGAUUCCGUCUUUGUUUUACUGCCCGGCCGAAGUCGGGAAGAAGCAUUUAAAAUCGGGGACGAAAUUGCACUUGCUGUUACUCAAGCCAAUCCUCAACCAGUCAAACUUAAGUUUGAGAAAGUUUAUCAGCCCUGCAUACUUCAGACUAAGAAGAGAUACGUUGGUUACAAAUACGAAUCAGUCAAUCAGAAAGAACCGGUAUAUGAAGCGAAAGGCAUCGAGACUGUGCGUCGUGACGGCUGCCCUGCUGUUGUCAAGCUACUGGAACGUUCAUUGCGUGUGCUCUUUGAAUCGUGCGACGUCAGUAAAGUGAAAGUUUAUGUGCAGCGCCAAUUCACCAAGAUUCUGCAAAACCGCAACAGCUUGCAAGAUUUCAUUUUUGCUAAAGAAUUUCGCGGACGUGAAGGCUAUAAGCCAGGAGCGUGUGUUCCAGCACUGGAGAUUUCCAAACAGCAGUCGAGGAUUGAUCGGCGCUCCGAACCGCGUAUCGGCGAGCGUGUUCCAUAUAUUGUUGUUUACGGAUCACCUGGAGUCCCUCUUAUUCGUUUGGUAGUUCCAGCAAAUCAGUUACUGAUUGACACUUCCCUUCGAUUGAACGCCCAUUAUUACAUCACUCGAGCUAUUAUCCCUGCGCUGCAGAGAUGCCUGGGACUUUUGGGUGUUGACGUCCUUUCGUGGUACCAAAGUCUUCCGCGAGCGUGUGCACCGCCAACUUCCGCUGUGCCAAGUGAACACAGUAACUCGCGAAAAGCCACAAUUUCCCAGUAUUUUGGCUCGUCAGUUUGUCUCCUGUGCGACGAUCCCAUCCUGACGAAUGGCCUGUGCGCCGCGUGUGGUUCCAGUCGCCAAACUAGCGCCUUCUCGCUGUCAGCUAUGCAACGUCUCAGGGAGAAGGAUUACACCGAAUUGAUCAGCCUUUGCCAGAGCUGCACGGGCAACACUCGCAUCGAGCGUGAUUGCAUCUCCAUGGACUGUCCAGUGCUUUACAGACGCGUCAAGGCCUUCCAAAAUCUACAACUUGUGUCCAAGUGGCGUGACGCCUUGUCCCUCCUGUAAUUAUACGACUGGUAGGAGCCGACUGGAACUCUCGACGCAAUAAAAGCAAUCAUCAGUUACCCUGGAUUCAGACCACAGGGAAUAUUUGUUGGUAAUUGAUAUGGGAGGGGGGCCAUAAAGCGAGACGGAGAAAAAUAUUAUUGGGCUGUUGAGCUGCUUGGUUUGGCCUUGAUGUGCUUCAAAUGAGGUUUCAGAUGAUCGCUUUGGGUCACCUUGGAUGAUGCAGCACAUCUCGUAACCAAAUAAUGCGUCUAUUCUUCGAUCUUCCAGGUAUGAAAGGACUAUUGAUGUUGUGGUAAUCCUCUUUGCUCCAAUCCCCACUUCCUCAUAGAGAAAGAAAAAUCCGAUUCUCCGAAUUCCAAGAAGCCAAUUUUGAA
Daphnia pulicaria is the source of this 6524-nucleotide messenger RNA. RefSeq names its product DNA polymerase zeta catalytic subunit-like (gene DNApol-zeta). The record is from RefSeq and is a predicted model, not a curated record. Bases 172 to 6147 code for a protein of 1991 amino acids. Lineage: Eukaryota; Metazoa; Arthropoda; Branchiopoda; Diplostraca; Daphniidae. Gene Ontology annotation, molecular function: nucleotide binding; DNA-directed DNA polymerase activity; DNA binding. Gene Ontology annotation, cellular component: zeta DNA polymerase complex; nucleus. Gene Ontology annotation, biological process: error-prone translesion synthesis; double-strand break repair via homologous recombination. The transcript has 20 exons.